AUGCCUCGCACAACAUAUUGUGUAGAAGCCAAGGCGCGGUUGGAGGCGUGUCGGAGGACAUCUCUGCCGAAACUAAACGAUAACGAGAGCAUGCCACUAAUUCCAAAACUUGCGCUACUUCUGGUGUUUGCGUGUCUCGCGCAGCUAGUCUCUGUUGUCGAGUGUGAGAGGGGCGCGGGGAGGAAGGGAAAGAGAGAGGGGGGCACCAGGAGUCAAGGAGGAAAUAAGGGUGUCUUCAAGGGAAGGUUUUCCACCAAGGACAAAGCGUGCAUUUGGGAGGCGAGUGGAGAGGAUACCUAUACAUUGACCGUCAAGUGUAGCCAGGGUGAAAUUCAACAGGGAUUAAAUUGUAAUUACACUGCAAAACCUGCAAUCUGCCCAGAAUAUGAGAAGAACGUAAAGGGCUUCUGGAAGCAGAUAGCACGUGCUCUUAAGAAACAGAAGAAGCUCUGCACGGACCCCCGCGCACUGGUCAAGGCUGGCAUGUGCAGGCGCGCGCCUCAGGAUGCGCAUUUCAGACUCUCCCCUAACAACGAGGUUGCUGUUCGAAACGCGAGACCGACCAGACCCGCAGUGAAAGAGGAGGAUAGAAUGACCAGCUACAUUAAACCUGCGGAGCCGGUGAGCACGAGCGGACCGGAGUGCACGGAGCGCCCCGACCACCGAAAACUUGCCCAGGAAAAAUGCGGAGAGGCGUGGGCAAGCUUCUGCACAUUCUUUUUCACUUUUGUCCAGAGUGGUCCAGACUGUUGA
Chanos chanos (milkfish) is the source of this 753-nucleotide messenger RNA. RefSeq names its product fibroblast growth factor binding protein 1b (gene fgfbp1b). The record is from RefSeq and is a predicted model, not a curated record. NCBI's taxonomy places the organism in Eukaryota, Metazoa, Chordata, Actinopteri, Gonorynchiformes, Chanidae. The transcript has 2 exons. Gene Ontology annotation, biological process: cell-cell signaling. Bases 1 to 753 code for a protein of 250 amino acids. Gene Ontology annotation, molecular function: growth factor binding.